This is a messenger RNA of Acanthosepion pharaonis, 804 nucleotides long. NCBI's taxonomy places the organism in Eukaryota, Metazoa, Mollusca, Cephalopoda, Sepiida, Sepiidae. The record is from the annotation of a GenBank genome assembly.
AUGUCUAUCUAUCUAUCUAUCUAUGUAUCUAUCUAUCUAUCUAUCUAUCUAUCUAUCUAUCUAUCUCACAGACAUGUGCCGGCUUCAGCAGAGAACAAAUGCCACGGCGUCGGAACACUCGGGUCACGUUUGGUGUCAACAAUUCUGAAAAAAAAGAAAAGAAAAAAAAAUGGUUCUUAUCUAAAUUUCUUUUUUCUUUUCUUUUUUAAUUUGUUUCAUUCCUUGGAUUACUUGGCUUUUCCGGUUUUUUUUUCUUUCUCUUCACACUUUUCUUUUACUUCUGCGCCCGUGUUGUGGACCUCUCUUUCACUGUCUUCUUUUCAUGCGUCUCUUUCCGUACUUUAUGUCUUUUGUUUAUCUCUUUCCCUCCUUUACUUAUUUUUCGUCUCGAUUCGUGUGAUUUUGUCUUUCGGACACUCUUUCUCUUCCUUACAUAUUUUGUAUAACUCCAUUUUCUGCCUUAUUUAUUUUAGUACCUCUCUUUGUCUGCCUUAUUUCACUUGCAUUUCUAUUUUAUUUGCCUUACUUCUUUUCCGUCUCUCUUUCUCUGCUUCAUUUCUCCAUAUGUUUUUUUUUGAAAUGACACUUUUUCUGCCUUACUUAUUUGGUAUCUCUCUUUCUCUGCCUUACUCUAUUUGUAUUACUCUAUCUUUCCCUUACUUAUUUUCUGUCACUCUUUCCCUACUUCUUUUUCAUCUCUCCUUCUCCGCCUUACAUAUUCAAAUCCUCUUUUUAUGUGACAUAAUUCUUUGUUAUCUCUCUUUUUCUUCCUGUCUUAUUUUGUAUCUUUCUUUAUCUGACUGA